Molecule: messenger RNA, 707 nt
Organism: Sphaeroforma arctica JP610
Lineage: Eukaryota; Ichthyosporea; Ichthyophonida
Exons: 1
Source: RefSeq, a predicted model, not a curated record
CCUUGCGUGCGUAAUACUAUUAUUGCGCUAAUCGUACACCUCCGUGAAAUCUAUACACUUCUUUAGUUAACUAUCAGUGGUGCGUCCAGCAGACCCUAUUUCGCGACUAAGCCCAAUAUAAAGACAAGUUAUAAACAUUCCUGUAACUAUGCAACGCCUAGCAACGGUGCGCACCCUGACAGCCAGUACAAUGCCUGCGUUUCGGGUGCAUUCGAGGUCUGUUUCGAAUGUUAUGAAUAAGGGGAGUUUAAACACUACACAUUUGAUCACUAAAAGUAUUUCUACGACUCUUUGUAGAAUGAGAUUGCCUUGUAAACACACCCUUAAAACACACAUGUCACAUGCGGGGAGUAUGCAAAUGAGUUAUAUAAGGGCAUUUUGUAGCAGUAUUGUACGAAGACAGGAUACAGGCAAGCAGCCAGAAAUAACACAAUCCACAGAUGCACAAUUACAAGGCGACGCAGAUAUCCUCGAUCCUUCUAUUACAAGUGCACACGGAACGGAAUCAAAUACAAGCUCACAAUUGGAGGAAUCGGAACACGAUCCAUUGUAUAUGCAAGUAGAGAUUGACAGUGAAGACGAGGAAAGCGAUGGUGAGGGUAGAGGAAGAAUGGUGGAUGCUAACGAGGUCAGGGCGACAGACACAGCUACACGAUUGGAACUGGAGGACAUUGUGGAGAUGCUGAAUUUAAGUCAUUGCAGGUGUG